Molecule: messenger RNA, 1390 nt
Organism: Notechis scutatus (mainland tiger snake)
Lineage: Eukaryota; Metazoa; Chordata; Lepidosauria; Squamata; Elapidae
Source: RefSeq, a predicted model, not a curated record
UUUAGGGAAAGAUCCCUAUGCACACCGAAUCAGAAACGGAGAAGAGAAUUAUAAAAUAAACGCCCAUUUAAGUUCAGAUGUGGAUUUUUGUUGCCUUAAAACAUUUUAACUCUUCAAGCCGCCAACACAAUUGGCAACUCUAACAUACAGCAGGAAGAGGAGGGGCUGUAAGUAGGCGCGCAAUAUAAUUUGGUAGAUUAAUGCUUGGAGUUAAUAGAAUGAAUGCGGUUAAUUUGCGUUAUACGUAUUAACAGGCAGGCAGCCGUCUUUCUCAAUCACAUCUCUGACACCCUCCCUCCUAUCAAAAUCCAACCCUCCCCUCGCUCCUAUGCAGACAUAUUGAGUUUUUAAACGUUUCAUUUAAAGAAGACAUUGACCAGGCGCCAAAUGUGGAAGGCGGGGGGGCAGACUAUCGGGAUUAUCGUUCCUUCCCACGGCACUUCUUCGUCACCGUUACAUUCAAACCCUGGAUCCGUCAUUCUGUAUUCCUCCUGUCACGAAAAGCCUCAGGGCGGAAGAAAUACACAAAUUGUCUGUGCCAUUCAAUCAAAAUUAUGGGAUUAUUUGAUAAACUGGCAAGUUGGCUUGGUCUGAAAAAGAAAGAAGUUCAUGUUCUGUGCCUUGGAUUAGACAACAGUGGUAAAACAACAAUUAUCAACAAGUUAAAACCAUAUAAUGCUCAAGCUCAAGAUAUUGUUCCUACAAUAGGAUUCAGUAUAGAGAAAUUCAAAACAUCUAGGUAUUUAUCAUUCACUGUGUUUGAUAUGUCAGGUCAAGGUAGAUACAGAAAUCUCUGGGAACAUUACUAUAAAGAUUGUCAGGCCAUUAUUUUUGUCAUUGAUAGCAGUGACAUACUAAGAAUGGUUGUGGCCAAGGAAGAACUUGACACGCUCUUGACUCAUCCAGAUCUCAAACACCGCCGAAUACCAAUUUUGUUUUUUGCAAACAAGAUGGAUCUUAGAGAUGCUGUAUCCUCUGUUAAAGUCUCUCAUUUACUGACAUUAGAGAACAUCAAAGACAAGCCAUGGCAGAUCUGUGCUAGUGAUGCUCUUAAAGGAGAAGGAUUGCAAGAAGGUGUGGACUGGCUGCAAGAUCAGAUCCAAAUAAUGAAGACAUGAAAAGCUAAUAUGCGAAUGGAAAUAUUAAAGAUAAUUUAUAGAUACUGAAGGCCUUGGAGACAAAAACUUUAGGCCUGUGUGUUUUCUUGUGUUGGUUUUUAUAAAAGCCUUUAAAAAUAAAAUAGUAUUUUUGCUAAUAGUUCAUAAUGGCCAUAAUGUGACCAGAGAUUCAGGUGAGGUCAAAUAAAACAAUGAAAUAAUUGUAUACUAUUCAAAAACCUUUGGUAUAUUUUUGUUUGAUUUUUAGUUAGAACUUAGGGGAAAGCAUAUGA